AUGGUAGACAGCUUCAUGUUUACUUUUUUAAGCUUGCUUAUAUUUUUCAACCAACUUGUUCAUUCGAGUUCAAAUCUAGCUACUGAUUCCAAAGAAGAAUUACAGUUCCCUGAGCCUAUCCCAGGUGCAGAUUUUGCAAAAGAAAUAUCUAAAGGUCUUCAUGUUAUAGACUUUUUCAGUCCUUACUGUCCCCAUUGUAAGCAUCUAGAACCUGUAUGGAAGAAAACUUGGGAAAAAUUUGAGACAGAAUAUGGCAAUUUAAAUUUGACCUUUUCUAGAGUUGAUUGUGUUGCAAGUGGUGAUCUUUGUAAUGCAGAAAGUAUUGAAUAUUACCCAACUAUAAGACUCUAUGGACCAGAAGGUGCAAUUAAGAAUUACCCAUCUGAUAAUAAGAGAACAGUUGAGAGUUUUAUUGAAUUUGCUAAAAAAGAAGCUCUGAACCCAAAUAAUUAUGCUGAGGCAGAUCUGAGAUCACUCAGUGUAAAACUAUCAGAUAAUGAAAUUAUAAAUUUAUUGGCUGGGAAGGGUGAUAAACCUUACCUUGUUUCAUUUUGGCCAACAAAGACAAUGGAUAAUACAGAUGCAUAUGGAGAAUUUGUAGAUUGUGCUCAAUGUACACCAUUCAAAAGGGUAUGGAAGAUACUUUCAAACAGCUUGCUAGCAAGUGAAAUUAAGACUGGUCAUGUUAAUUGUGUAGAUUCACCUAUUCUUUGUAAAGAACUAGGGUUUGAGAAAUUAGUACCAUUGGAUAAUGGUUCCAGGGAAAGAGAACCACGCGUGAUCUUAAUAAUACCAAAUAAGCAAUCUAACAAUCUAUUUGUUUUCCCUAACAAUGAUUUUGAAUUGGAUACAAAAGUGUACGAAGACUUUGCACUUCGUCUAACCCAUAAUAACAUUGCGCCUGAUAUUUCUAAGGGGGAUAUUUUAAAAAUCAUGCAAAGAGAUAUCGAUUUUGGUAACUCUAAUAAAGUUAACAUUAACGAUCAAAAAAUUCAUCUGGUAUUUUCAUAUGAUCCUAAGACUGUCGUUCCUGAAGACUUUGAUGUUCUGGAACACCUCAUUGAACCAUUACAAGCACUACCAAACGUCCAUCUUUAUAAAGUUAAUGAAUCGAUCGUCGACGUGACAAAGAUAGGGUACAAUAACAUGUACUCAAUUAUCCAAAAUAAUGAUAAAGAAGCUCAACCGUUGACAUUGAACGAAAAUAGUUUAGUGUUGAAUUCAAUCACUCAGAUGCCAACAUUUUUCAUAUUUAGAGAAGGGGACACUACUUCACAAAUCUUCCCUGGUUACUCAACCACUGAAACAAGAGAUCCGAAAUUAAUCAUGUCAUGGGUUAAACUUUUUGCAAAACCACUUUACUCAGAAAUGACACCAUCUAAUUUCCGUAAUUUCAUGAAACUAGAUAGUGAUGUCUUCAGUACAAUUGUUUUACUGAUUGCUAAUUCAUCUGAUCCUACUUUUAUCAAGUCUUCUUUAACUUAUUUAAAAAAUAUGAAGGUGGCUGGUUACGAAUAUGAACAUGAAAGGUUAGAAGAAAUGUAUGAAAAUAUUAUAAGGGAACGUACUGAGAAGAAAGAAUACAUACAGCACCUACGUGAUACAAAAUCUAAACCUGACAAAAUCGUGGAUGCUACAUUAUUAGACGUUGAUCAUGUAAAUAAUUUAAGAUUAUCACUAGCAUAUUACGACAUUGGCAAAUAUGAUGAGACUAUGUCAUGGAUGAGAACUCCUAUUCUAAAGGAACCUUUAGGGACUGGUAAGAUCAUUAUCAUCGACAGAACAGACGGAAGAGUCUUCCAAUUCGAUUCUUCUGGUAAUUUAAUUGAUUGUGAAUCUCCAUCUAGUUUAAGGGAUGUUCUUCUUUCUGUUUCGUUGCCUGAUAAGACAAGUGUUGUUACCCCAGAGUAUGUUUCUAUGGUAGUCAAAAUUGAUAGAACUACAAAAAAGACUUUGUUCACACCAACACAUAAGAUAUACCUAUGUGUUGUGGUGUUAUGCGUCUUGAUCUCAACAAGAUUAAAGAAAAUUUACAGGAAAUAUAAAACUAGAAAAUCGUAUAUGAACAAAAGAGACACGGUCGGUUUGUUAGGGAAAGAACAAUUUCAGGAUUAA
Molecule: messenger RNA, 2115 nt
Organism: Maudiozyma saulgeensis
Lineage: Eukaryota; Fungi; Ascomycota; Saccharomycetes; Saccharomycetales; Saccharomycetaceae
Source: the annotation of a GenBank genome assembly